Molecule: messenger RNA, 354 nt
Organism: Fraxinus pennsylvanica
Lineage: Eukaryota; Viridiplantae; Streptophyta; Magnoliopsida; Lamiales; Oleaceae
Source: the annotation of a GenBank genome assembly
AUGACUUCCACCACGUCAAGCAUUGAUGGAACCGACACUCUACCUCACGAUAACGCCGUUUACAGGGCUCUUCUUUGUUCGAAUGCUGGCCUAUAUGACCCCUUCGGCGACCCGAAAGUUAUUGGUGACCCUUAUUGCACUCUAUUUGUGGGCCGUCUCUCUCACCUCACCACUGAAGACACUCUCCGUCAGGCUAUGAGCAGAUAUGGAAGGGUCAAGAACUUGCGGCUGGUCAGACAUAUAGUAACGGGUGCCUCAUGUGGCUAUGGCUUUGUCGAAUUUGAAACAGAGAGGGAGAUGCAUCGAGCAUACAAGAUUCCAGCUCAAGUCUUGUGGUCUUCUCCUGCCUUUUAA